Schistosoma mattheei is the source of this 5260-nucleotide messenger RNA. The record is from the annotation of a GenBank genome assembly. Lineage: Eukaryota; Metazoa; Platyhelminthes; Trematoda; Strigeidida; Schistosomatidae.
ACUUAACUAGUAACACAUGAGUUUGGAAUGAAAUGCUAGUGAAUACAUCAGAUGUUAUGGAUAUUUUUUGGCAAUAAAUAACUAUUAUAUAACGUUUCAAAGAUUUUAAAAGUAUACUAAGCAUGAAACUUUUUAAGAUUUAAGAUGGAUGUGGAUUUAUCUGAACUUGAUGACUGGUUAGGAACACUUGAAGAAUUACAGCUGGGUUUGGAAAAAGCGACAAAUCCCAACACCGGAAAUUUCAACCCUCCAAAAACUCCAGACAGAUCGUCUACACAUGCUCACGUCAAUCAAAUUUUCCUUAAUCAACCUCCAAGUCCCAGUCUCCCAACAUCAUCAAUAACCACAUCUCAAUCGCAUUUGCACUCACCAUCAACAGCAUAUUGGCCAGGAAAUUCGUUCAGUCCAUCAUCACCUAAUCAUAGUUUACACGCUUCACAAAAAACAAAUUAUCCGCUCUCAUCAUCUUCAGUAAAUGAUAACAGUGGUAACUUUAAUGCAAACAAUUUGUUAUCAUAUGCUACGAAACCUCCUGCUUCUAAUUGUUCAUCAACACGUCUGUUGAAUGGAAGUAAUGGCAAAACUCAACUACCAGUUCACAAACAGAUAUCCACUAAAUCAUCCAAUCACGUGUCUUUCAACCUACACAAUUCUCAAGAAGCUACAGCUGAACAUGAUUUGAGUAGUCUCCUUAGAGAACUUGAAGUGGUUGAAGAGAAAAUGAAAGAAUUAGAACAGGAAAAUAAUCAGUUCACUCGACGGUACAGUUUAGCUUCAUCCUCUAAUGGCAAACAUCCAGCAUAUCCUGUUUCUAACAAAUCUACAGUAGAAACUUCAAACUCAUCAGUAAUAGUUAGUGAUCAACCUGUAAUUUCUUUAUCAGUGCCUGAUAGAAAAGAAAAUUUAAACAAAAGUAAUGGCUAUAUUUGUGCAGAAUGGGCAGCUAAAUUAAAUCAUGAUGAAUAUGAUCAUGAUAAUAAUAGUAGAUUUUUAAAGAAAGAUUCCUCACCUUCACCCCCUCCACCGCCGCCUGCAUUUCUUGGAGCUGGUGAUGCAUGUGCAAGCCCUACUAAUUCUCCGCCUAGUUCUUCAUAUUCCCCUCAUUCACAAUUAAUCCAACAAUCAAAUGGUCACUCACAAAUACCGCAAAAAUCUCCACAACAAAAUCAACUUAGAAGUGAUGAAUCAUGGUCUGUUAUUCAUGCGAACAACCCAAUGAAUGGAAUGAAACCACAUCAUUUAAACUCAUAUGAUGGUGGUUUAAAUGACAAAGAUAGAGAAACAAUUCAAUCACAAAGGACAACUCAAGUUCCAGUUUAUAAUUCUCAAUCGUAUCAAAAUUUUGAUACUCAGAAACAGCUUAUUAAUGAACUAAGAGGAUUAUAUCGAAACUCAAGUACAAAAACGCAACCAAAAUAUUCUUUACAACCCAAUGUAGAGAAACAGAUAUACUAUCCAAAUACUUCUCCAAUUUCAUCUCCUACACCAAAUUACCAAGCAAAUUCAAAUUCUUAUAUCCCUACAUCAUCAUCUGAUCAACAUGAAAUCAUCAAAACUAAUAUUAAUAACAAUAAUAAUAACUCGUAUGUUCGUUCUAAGCGUUCCGAAGUUUACCGCUCAUAUGGAUCAUUAACCACUAAUCAAGGUACAAACAACUCUGAUCCAGGAAUAAUGAAAGAACGUGACUGUGAAGAAAAUAUUACAGUCAAUGAAACUGGCUGUUGGACACCAGAUCAAGUUUUUACACGACGUGAUUGCCUUAAAGCUAAUUCAUUGGCCGCAAGGGGUGGUAGCGAUGGUUUAUCAAAUUCAAUGAGUCCAGAAAGCUCAUUAUCAGAUAAAUCAGGUUCAGAAGCUAAUGAACUAAACCGUCUUCAUAUGUCAGACAGUUCAGAGAGUAAUCAUGCUAACAAAUUAGUAGUACGUGUAUUUCGUCCGGAUAGAACAACUAAAGCAAUAUUAAUUGAACAUCAAAUGACCGCUGGUGAAGUGGCUACUAUGAUGAUUGAAAAGAAUUUUUUACAACCUUCAGUACAUUUAGCUUUGGUAGAAAAAGUUCCAGCUUUAAAAAUAGAACGAGUAUUUGAAGAACAUGACAUUGUGUCUGAUUGUAUUUUGUCUUGGCCAACAAAAAGUCAAAAUAUGAUCUUCUUUGAAGAACGACCGGAUCACUUUGGUCUUGUUGAAUCACCAGAUGUAUGUUUUGAAGUAAUAUUAACUUAAACUGUAAUAAAUUCACAUUUUCAUUUCUAUCAUGCUGCGAUCUAAUAUGACCAAAACAAAGGAUUUCAUGAAAUCCUAAUGACAAUUCAGUCUUCAGAUGCAUAAUUACCCAGAAUUCGAGCAGUGAGCGAUACAUAGUGAACUGUCGAGACCUUGUAGAUUGCGCAAAAAGCUUUAGGUUCACAUUUUACUUUCUCCAUUACCUACUUAGUCUUGAUUGUUAAUUGGUUUAAUCAAAACUGAAAUUCAAAUCAUCAGGUAAAGACAUUGAUUUCAGUUACAUGUUUAGAACUGUGAGUCAGCUUUUAGAUUUGUAUAUUUAUGAAAGAUUUAGAUUAUACAAAUAAGAUUAAAUACAAAAUAAAUUAUCUUUCUCUUCACAUAUGCUUCUACAUCUAAGGAUGAUCUGUAUAUCGUUAAUCUAAAUCAUCAAAUUACAACCCCUGACUUAAGUAUUCACUUCAUUCAGUACAUGAAAUCGCAUGGUAUUAUCCACCGUUGAUUUAUAAUUAAAAUAAGCAAGAGCUAGACCAGUUGUUUCCAUCUUUAAUAGUACACAGGUAACCUUAUAAACAUAGAAACAAUGUACAGACAGUUUAACACUCUGAUUAUUCAAAUGAUUCUUAUGAUGAGAAUCUAAAAUACUUAGAUUUAAAUCAUUUCAAUCGAAUACUAAACGAGAUUUCAUUUGGCAAGGUUAGUUAUACUCGUGAAGGUGGUUAGCAGUAGAAUUUACGUUAUAUUUGCUUUUUAUCUUACCCAAAACUCGUCAUACAUCUGCAAAUGAGUAUAGACGCAGAAAUUAACCAAAUACAGUUCUAAGUAUCAACAUAAAAAAAAUAAAAACUUUGAAGAUUCUGAUAAGUCUUUUAAUUGAACUCUAGAUUCGAUUCCUAAGCACUUAUAGUAACCCCCAGGCUAGAUUCUGCACAGCAACUUGAACACGAGAGAAAAGGCGCGAAAUAUAGAAGAAACUCCUUACUCCAAAGGUUCGUUUGCGUACAAAAAAUCUACGGUUUUUAUGGUGUUUUAGAUGGUCCUGGGUUUCCAGAAAAUUCUGGAGCGCCACUAAACAUAAUAGCAGUAUAGGUAAUCAUCCAAUCGGAAACUCGACAUGUGACUAUUCAACUUCUAGAUGUUUCCGUCAAAACUUCCAUUGAAUGCUGGUUGAAUAAGAUGCUUCUCAGCAUUUCUACAGCCUUUGUCGGCUUUUUUUUUGAUUAGUUUUCUGGAUUUCCCCAACCCUUUCACAAUAGAAUUCAACGUUAAUAAAAUAAUAUUUUAACAUAAUUUGGUAAUUAGAGCUGAAUAAAAAUUUAUAUUGUCCCUAUUACUCUGGAUAUAACUGAUGGUCAUACAAUACAUUCUAUCAAUAAACAUGUAAAACAAAACAACAAAGUUGUAUUUAUAAACAUUCAUACAGUGAACUGAACUCUAAAAUCCAUUAACUUAUUGAUUAUCGAUACAUAGAUAUCAAUAAUCAAAAAAUGUAUCUGCAUGUUUCUAAUAUUGUAAACUAUUUAGAUGAUCAUUUUAUUUUAUGCUACAUUUACAAGGUUAUUAUGAAUGUAAAUUAUCUGACUAGUUUAUCCAUGAUUAUACCAUACAAAACCUUUUAUAUUAAAACUUUCGUGAAGUAAUAAUGUAAAUUCGAAACAUAAUACUUUCUAUAUAUAUGAAGUUUCAGUUGAUCAUGACAUCAACUGUUGAAUUUAGACAAAAAGAUAGUUCGGGUUAUAAAAAACUUAAAGAGGUAAAAAAAGUCGAUAAUGUUGGAUCCAAUGUAAAAUGUAACUGUACGUAAGUGUGAAUCUAAAAUGAACCAUCCGCUUCCUUUUGAAUUCACAUACACUUUGUUGACAAGUUCCAAAUUAGUGUAAAAACUAGAUUCAGAGCUUUCACCAAUCAUUUAAUACCAGUAGUUGGGUUGGAAAACUGCAAUAUAGUUCAAUAAAGGGAAUAUGUGAAAAAAAAUCAUUGUGAAUUAAUUAACACAAUUUAUAUUUACAACUAUCCAACUUUAUAAAUAUUGUAAUCUAGGCAACUAUUUCCAUACAUCGUUGUAGACGGUUUAUACAAUUUCCAAUUUUUACAUCCAUCUAUUCAUGUCUUGUUCAAUUUGCUUUUUUUUACUGACUGGUAAAUUGUGUGUCAUGUCAUAACAACUCGUAACUGAAAUAACUAUAGGUCAGUUAUUAGAAAACCCAGUAUCUAUAAAAUCUGUUCAAUAAUCAUCAGUCAGAAAUAUAAUCAAAUCAAAAAUCAUUAUUUACGUAUAAACUGAACAGAACAGGGUUGUUCAUAUUUUAGAUUGGUAUCUGAAAAUUUGUUAGAUCACGACUAUGACUUACUAAGAGGUCGAAUUAUUCUGUUUAUGAUCCUACUGAUGAUCGACUGCAAAUUUUGGUUAUUUCCUAGUAUCAUCAACUCAAUAAAUACUAACUGAUCAAUAGAAUUACGAAUACAAUAUUCGUUAACUCUAAAUCACACCAUCAAAAGUAUUCAGAAUCAUCUAAUAUUCUGAAUAUGAUUUAUUUAGAACAGAUAUAUUAUUAAAUACAUAGCAGAAACAGAUCUUUAAAAAUUACUUCAAUGUUCAUGUAGUGUUAUUUUACCGUGUUUUAACGUUUCAAUCAAUCGACUUCUUUAAUAUAAAACAAUACUACCGAUUUGUUCUUUUUCUAAAGACAAACCUUUAUUGAUGGGUGAUUUAUUCAUCUUAUUCGAAUUUAUAUAAUCUUAAAAUAUCAUCUUUGUAGUGACAGUCGAAUUCUGAUUGUCUGUUUACUUUUUUAUUCUGUUCAUUGAUUGUUUCUACUAAGAAAAAUAUCCACUUAUAACGAACACAUUGAUGUAUUUCUGAGAAAAGAUGACAGGAUCUUGGGGAAUGGAAAUUUUCAUUAUAUGAUUUAUUUUCUACAAAUACCAGUAAAUUUUAUGAAAUAUUAUAAAGACAUGAUGAAGAGAUUUCUUUACUCAACUCCUACUAUUUAAACUGCCUAGUAACCUGUAUAAACAGUGCUUAUUUAAGUGUUUU